This is a messenger RNA of Zophobas morio, 538 nucleotides long. RefSeq names its product glutathione S-transferase 1-1-like. The transcript has 2 exons. The coding region runs from base 51 to 389 and encodes 112 amino acids. Lineage: Eukaryota; Metazoa; Arthropoda; Insecta; Coleoptera; Tenebrionidae. Gene Ontology annotation, biological process: glutathione metabolic process. The record is from RefSeq and is a predicted model, not a curated record. Gene Ontology annotation, molecular function: glutathione transferase activity.
UGUAAAGCAUACUUUUUUCAUUCUAAGUACUUACUAGUUAGUACCUGAAUAUGUGUCCUACUUUGUACAUGCUGGCUGCAAGCCCCCCCUGUCGUGCAGUGUUAAUAACAGCCCACGCCAUUGGUCUAACCUUGGACAAAAAAGAAGUGUACUUUUUUCGUGACGAACAUUUGACACCGGAGUACCAGAAGCUGAACCCCCAGCGUACCAUUCCGACCCUUGUGGACGACGAUGGGUUUGCAAUCUGGGACAGUCACGCCAUCAUGGCCUACCUAGUCUCGAAGUACGCUAAAGACGACUCGCUCUACCCCAAAGACUUGAAGAAACGUGCCAUCAUCAACCAGAGACUCUUCUUCGAAUCGAGUGCGGCCUUCUUUCACAUGAAUUAACGGUUAAAAUCCCACCCUUAUUUUUAGAUUUCUCGACUUUUCGAUUCUUAGAUUUGUCGAUUUUUGGGUUUUUCGAUUUUCGCCUUUCUCUAUUAUCGAAUUUUCGGUUUUCCUAUUUUUCGAAUUUUUGUUUUUUCAAAUAUUUGAUU